Molecule: messenger RNA, 1240 nt
Organism: Camelina sativa (false flax)
Lineage: Eukaryota; Viridiplantae; Streptophyta; Magnoliopsida; Brassicales; Brassicaceae
Source: RefSeq, a predicted model, not a curated record
AUGGAGGAUAAUAAACAUAAUAAUCCUAAGACAAUUAUAAUAUCACAGGAUUUAGUUGAAGAGAUCUUUUACCAUCUUCCAAUAAAACCACUCGCUAGAUUCAAAGUCUUGUCGAAAAAAUGGAGAUCGAUGAUCGAAUCAACCUAUUUUUCCCACAAGCAACUUGUUCGUACAGAAUUACCAACCCCUAAUAUGAAACUUCUAGUUGUUAGCCAACAAUUGUCGGCCAAGUUUGAUAAACAAGAUUCAGACUCAACAACUUUGUGUUUGGAUACUUUUUCUAUAGAUGAUGAUCACAACAAUGGAAAAUAUUGUCCUUCUUAUUCAAAAAUUAUUCAAGUCUUGAGGUCUUGUGAUGGAUUGGUCUUGAUUCGUAUCUACGAUGAUUUUAGGUACAUUUACUUGAUCAAUCCGACGACUAAAGAACACAUAAAACUUUCUCCGGCAUUUUCGCAAUGGCCAUUUACUCUUAAAGUCAGGUUAGCCGCAACGCCCUAUAGAACAUGGAGAGAAGUUUCUCAACUAGUCUUGCUGAAUUAUGAAGGUGAAUUAGUGAAGAUGAUCCCGAGUCUUGCUGGAUUUGGCAAAUAUAUUGUUACAAAAUCAUAUAAGGUGAUUUUGAUAUAUCCAAGAGUUAAAAAUUGUGAUUGGGAUUGUUUCAAGGCCAAGAUCAUACCCUUCGAUAAUGGUAAGCAAAGAGACACAUGCUUUUAUUGUUUAGAUAAUCGUAGAUUCUGCAAAGAGAAACCAUCAGUCUACGCAAAUGGAUCCCUCUUUUGGUUGUUAGAUAAUACGUCGCACAAACCUUCAAUGCUACUAGCUAUCGAUCUUCAUACUGAAAAAUUUCGAUGGAUAUUGUUACCAAAGUGUUACUCCAAUUAUGCUACUAGUAUAGAAAUGUGGAGUCUCAAUGAUCGUUUGUGUCUAUCGGAUUUGCUAAACGGUUCAGAUUUGGGCAUUUGGAGUUUACAGCAAGAAUAUCCUCCUGACGAGAAAUGGAAGAAAAUAUAUCUUUUAAGUACCAGCCAGUUACAUGAAAAGUAUUGGAUGUUUGGUCUAGCGGCUGUCUAUUUUGGAAGUGUUAGAAAAAAUCGAUAUCAAGUUUCUUUGGCUAGACAAAGAACAAUUUUUUUUUCGCCGACAAUAAUUUCUCCUACAAAUUUGAUGCUUUGAUGUUGUUUUGACUUUCACUUGGUCAAAUCAAAACUGUUAAGUUUUUUAUAAUAUUAUAUAUAAUUUA